Messenger RNA from Nyctereutes procyonoides (raccoon dog), 444 nucleotides. RefSeq names its product oxytocin/neurophysin I prepropeptide (gene OXT). The record is from RefSeq and is a predicted model, not a curated record. The transcript has 3 exons. Gene Ontology annotation, molecular function: neurohypophyseal hormone activity. Lineage: Eukaryota; Metazoa; Chordata; Mammalia; Carnivora; Canidae. The coding region runs from base 26 to 403 and encodes 125 amino acids. Gene Ontology annotation, cellular component: secretory granule; extracellular region.
CGCCGCGACCCCGCGCGCCCGCACCAUGGCCGGCCCCGGCCUCGCCUGCUGCCUGCUCGGCCUCCUGGCGCUGACCUCCGCCUGCUACAUCCAGAACUGCCCCCUGGGCGGCAAGAGGGCCGCGCUGGACCUCGACGUGCGCCAGUGCCUCCCCUGCGGCCCCGGGGGCCAAGGGCGCUGCUUCGGGCCCAGCAUCUGCUGCGGCGACGAGCUGGGCUGCUUCGUGGGCACGGCCGAGGCGCUGCGCUGCCAGGAGGAGAACUACCUGCCGUCGCCCUGCCAGUCGGGCCGCACGCCGUGCGGGAGCGGGGGUCGCUGCGCCGCCGCCGGCAUCUGCUGCAGCCCGGACGGCUGCCGCGCCGACCCCGCCUGCGACCCCGACGCCGCCUUCUCCCCGCGCUGAGCGCCUUUCAGAAGAAGUGAACUACAAUAAAGCAGUUUCCC